AUGGAGAUGAGGCCUGUCAACGGGCACGGUUCGCCCGGCUCGGGCUACAUGGGCUUCACGAGCCAUGCCACCGUCUUCGAACAGACGAAGCGAAAGCUCAGCCUGCUUCAGGGCCAGGGGCUGGAACCUCGUCUGUCGCGAUCCCUUCCUGAUGAUCGAGCCGUUCCCUGGCUCUCUUUCGACCAGCUUCCCCAUCUGGUGCGCCACAUGAGCAUCUAUGUCCUGGAAGCUCUGCCGGGCCAGCGUAACGAGCAGAUCGUCUUCAACCAUGAGGAUAGCCAGGGAAAGGGCUGGAGGCAAGUCGCUGUGGCUCGCAUCACCCGGUCGGUGCAAGAGCUGCUGAAGAAGAACCCCGACGGGACGGGGCCUGACCUGGAGCGAAUCGCCGAGAUGAUAUGUCACAACUCGGCUCAGCCCUUUCGGGAUAUCGACGACCCGCAUCGGUGGAUGGAUCAGUACUGCGAUAGUAGCAGUCUCAGAUGGGAGUCGAUCGGGUGGAUAUGGGCAGGCUUGGAGCGUCUCGGGGACAUUGUGAGCUCAUUGCGGCCUUCUCACAUCCAGUGGCUUCCCGGCAAGGGAUCCCACGAUGCGUCCAGAACGUACAUGACAUAUUGUCUUGAUUUGGCGCGACACUUUUGCGAGGGCAACCCCGUGUUGUUGGACCUUCAUCGAUGUCGGACGACUCUGCUGUCUAUAUUGGACGGCGAUGCUGCUGGAUCGUGCUGGUAUUCUCACGGCGGGGGCGUGUCCAUGAUGACAUUCAUGGGACUACAUGCCCUGGAAAAGGAGAUUCCAUAUACGCCCACGCUGUGUUCCGAGAACAGCAGGCGAGUCGUAGCCCAAAUCUUCAACACCGACAAGUGGUGUGUCGCAUUCUCGGGGCGACCUCCUCUCAUCCAUCGCCGAUUCUGCACGACACCUCUGCCCCUGGAUCUUUCAGAUGAAGACCUCGUAGCGGAUGAAGCAACACUGCGCAAGGUUGUUUCAGAACUGGACGACCAAGGCUGGAACACAAAAGGUCACAUUUAUCCGGCUACGCUCAUACGAGCCCGGCGUUUGCUGGCAGGCACCCUGGAAGAGGUCAUGGAAAUUGCAUUGAGCUGUGCCGUUUGUGUCACUCUGGAUGAACUGCGUAACAUUCAGACCCGAGAAUUGGAAACGUAUGCGGCACUGCCCGCGCAUCUUCAACAGGGCCCCCAUCUCCUGCUAGAUCCCGAGCUGGACACCGAGUUGGUCUACGCGAGGAUACUGAUGCGGCUGGCUCAUCUGCAGACCAUGUUCUUAUUGGAAAGGCUACUGCUGCUCAACGGUAGCCUGGACGAGGGCAACUUACUGCUCUUCAGCUUCGAGAUGCUCACCCUCACUCUUGCCCUGUGGACGCAUAAAGACCGUUUUGCCGAAAUGCGGCGCAACUUUGAAUGGCUUCUCAUGGCCCACGCAGCCCCGGCAGGCGGCAUCCUCUGCCUCGAGCUGCUCAACCCGACAUUCGCCGGCAAGCACCCCAGCGACGCCCGCAUCACCCGCUCCAGCAUUAUCCAGAACCUCAGCCUCCUCGUCGGCUUCCUCGACUGGGUGCGUCCGUCGGCGCCAAACGGGGAUCUGUGCAUGGACUGCAAGGUCAUUAUCCAGCGGGUGCUGGAUCACACGCUCAACGGCAGCGCGGAUGGGAACAGUCCGCGGGCGGCGCUGGCGUUUGAUUUCCCGGAGCCGUUGGAUUUUAAUUUUGAGCUGUUGGAUACGUUUGACUGGCUGCAUACAGAUGUUUAA
This is a messenger RNA of Trichoderma citrinoviride, 1767 nucleotides long. RefSeq lists its product as hypothetical. Gene Ontology annotation, molecular function: DNA binding; zinc ion binding. Gene Ontology annotation, biological process: DNA-templated transcription. The transcript has 4 exons. The record is from RefSeq and is a predicted model, not a curated record. The coding region runs from base 1 to 1767 and encodes 588 amino acids. Gene Ontology annotation, cellular component: nucleus. NCBI's taxonomy places the organism in Eukaryota, Fungi, Ascomycota, Sordariomycetes, Hypocreales, Hypocreaceae.